AUGGCGCAGCUGCUGUCACCGAGUCGUCUUGAUGAGCAGGAGCCGCUGCGGCGGGACGUGGUCUGCGACCUCCUCCGCGACGUGUCCAAGCAGGCAGCAGCGUCUGGCGCCCCGGUGAGCGUUGGGUGCGUCACCUUCGCUGCCAUGGUGAGGCUGCUGGGGCGGGCCAUGUUCUCCUCCGAGCUCGACGCGGCGACGUCCCAGGAGAUCCACGACAGCGUGCGGGAAGCCAUAGUGCUGUUCACGGCGCCCAACGUUUCCGACUUGUUCCCGGCGGUCGCCGCGGCCGACAUCCAGGGCUUACGGCGACGGAUGUCGAGACUGAUUGCGAGGUCGUAUCAGGUGAUGGACUGCCAGAUCGAGCAGCGGUUGCAUGAGCGUGGAGUCGGCGGUGCUCCUGAUCGUGCCAAUGACCUGCUAGACGUGAUGCUUGAUAUGUCUGAAAGUCAAGAGGUUGGCAGCGGAGUAACCGUCAACCGAGCUAUGAUGAGAGCAUUUUUUCACGGUACAGAAUGUUGGGAAGAGACAUAG
Molecule: messenger RNA, 531 nt
Organism: Miscanthus lutarioriparius
Lineage: Eukaryota; Viridiplantae; Streptophyta; Magnoliopsida; Poales; Poaceae
Source: the annotation of a GenBank genome assembly